GUCGCCGACGAGCAUCGAGCGUCGUGGGCCGCGCGCCGCUGCCGGCAUCCACGCUCGACUCGCUCCGCCGAGACCGAGAGUUUCUGUCGCUUGGUGUCCUGAGUUGUUAUGCGAUGUCCGGAAGCCGGCGCCCACAUGCGUGCUGGAGCAACCUAAGGCUGUGAUGCGGAGCGGACGCCAUGCGGACGACCGUGCUGUCUCCCUACUCGGCGCUGCGAGGCCGCGUCUGCAGUAGGCUGCACGCCAGGAGUGCCGCCAUCGCCAGCGCAGUCUACACGCUGAACAUCUCCAUCCUGGUGGUGCUGCUCUAUAGUUGGAGGAUCGGAGCGAACGCCAACCGACACGCCGCUCUUCAGGACGUCUACUACGGCGUGCAGAUAGCGUACCUGACCAUAAUAGGCACGCAGCUCUUCAUGAUCGCUCUCAGCAUACUGCUGCUCGCCGCCAUCUUCAAGGAGAACGCGGGCCUGGUGGUGCCGUGGAUCACAGGCUUCAUCACCUUCAUGGCGCUCGAGGCCAUGGCCAUGGUCUACUCGAACGUCCUCAGGGACCACGUGAACAAGCAGUUUGACGCCCUAUGUAAAAUGGAAGUCGCCUUCUUCACUUCAAGAGCAGCGAUAAAUUGCCUGGCGAUCUACGGCGUCAUCCGCUUCUACAACCUGCUGCGCGCCGGCGCCUCUUGGAAGUCACCGGAGUGCGUGGAGCUCUGAUACCAAGCGCCGCCCUGGGAGGACGACGACCGGCUGUUGGGCGAUUCCGUCUGACCAGCGGCGGCGGUCCCAGGGGCGGGCUCCGGACACUCGCUGCAGCGCCGCGCUCUGGCGAGGCGCCAACCGACUACCGGCGCUCCGCACCGCACCGCUCCCUCACGGGAGUGCUUAAUUCUGCGAGGCGCCCUGGAAGGACUCCAGAUUGUUGGCGAAUGAGUUCGGCACCCCAGGCGUCCUCGGGGAGACGUCAUCUGGGCCUUCUAUGCCGAGUAGCGUACUGCAUGUUGUGCGUACUGCAACUGGGUGGGUCCAUCACGUCGGUAGCGUCCAUCUGCGGCAGUAGGUGUGUGGCCCUCGGUGAACUGUCAGCUUCGUCACUCCUGCUGGCGAGGAGUAAUUUGUAUUUGAUACAGGCAGGGUCCACAGAGGUCUCCGACAAAAUUUCUGAAUAUUUCCCACAUACCCUCAGAAACUGAAGUGGGCGGGUGGCCUGAUGUAUGUAGUGGCUGAUGCGGGCACAGCCACUCCCUAUGGACAAAUAUCACUCCUCACAGUACAUACGUGGAAUCCUGUGAGAAACUGUACUUUCUUUCUUUUUUAACUGGACUUUUCCUGUAAGGUGUGAGAUAAAAUGCGCUGUAUUCAGCGUGUGACAUUGUUUUUCACGUAACAAGCAGCACAUGUAACUGGCAGCGGGACUCUCAUUCGUCAGGAGUCCGUCGUUUCACCUGUAUCUUUCAUUCUUUGUAGCCUGUUGUGAUUAACUGUGCUUCCCACCGCACUAUACCAUAUCACAAAACUUAACAUAAAAUGUAAAUUUGUUACAUAGUAGUGUUCUGUCGGAAGUCAUUGGCUGCAAAAUGCUUAUUCAUAUUCUCAAGCGUGUUGUCAUAAAAGCCCUUGUCACUACAGUUGGCGUUGUAGAACAUCGAUUACUAAACUCUGUUCCUUUUUUGUAUCCAUAUGUGCCAAAUUAAGUCCCAUCUCAUUUUCAGUAUUUGUCUGAUAUUCUUCUUUGUACUGCGAAUUUUUGCCUUUCUCUUCAGAGAUAAUGUUAUCAUUUUAAUUACCUCUACCGCCAUAUAUCAGCAGGGACGUUAAAUGUAAACAAUGGAAUUAUUUCUUUCGAUACUUAGAUCAACUUUAGCAAUGCCAUCACGUUGGACAGGUUGACAGGCACUAUUUUAGGUCAAACGCGUAAUGACUACCGACUGCCAAAUAUGUCCUUUAUAAAAAUAUGUCUCGACAGCGACGAAAGUUUGUUUUCUCAGCUUCCUUCUGAAACAGACGAGUAGCUACACCUCCACCUCUAUCUCGCCCCUAUAUUCAUUCUCUAAACUACUGAGGCUGUAUUAAAAAGUACGUGAACAAACACUGUUUGCGGAUUCCUCCCACUAAGACAGUGACGUCGCUUCGUGUAAACGUAUAUCCGACAUGGUCAGUUUUCUUAGCUUUUAAAACAGCACGUGUGUUUUCAAUUAAUUAUUUUUAUUCCUUUCGUCGUUUGUUCAUCAGACAAACAUACACUUAGCUAUCGAGUACAUAAGAAAUAACCCGACGAAAAACACGGAAAUAAAACUGGUAGUAAUUACAGUGAUGCUGAAUAUACAAAUUACGUAUUACACUCUUUACUGUGUUUAAUAAUGGUCAAGGAAUGGUAAAUGAUUCGAUUGUAGCCUCUCAGUGGGAUCCAUUUCCCCAUUCGUGUGAUAUAAUUCGGGAAGAUUGCGGUAAACCCAAAUCAUGACAGCUGGAUCAAGUAAUGCCUACAUCAUCUCUACAGGAAUAGUUGGCCCCAUCAUUUUCACUAGAGAUUAGUGAGUCAGUGAUCAUAAUACGUUAGAAGUGACCUAAAAUAACUGUAUCUUGAACAUAGUUCUAUUUUUAGUUUUAGUUCAAUUAAUUGCAAUAACCAUAAACUGUAUAAUGACACAUAUGGAGGACAGAAAAAGAAUGUCAGCAGAAAAGAAUGAAAUUUGGUAUUAAAAACCUAUUAUCUGUGGCUGAUAUCAUUCAGAAAUUCUACAAAUGUAUUGAAAAUAUAUGUCACAGUUUGCUGCCCACGCGUCUCAAAGCUACUUCAGAAUGUCCACACACCGUUGUGCUUAAAAAUAUUAUCUCAUCCUCUCGAGUUCACAGUAAACAACAGCACAUUAUUUGGUUGCAGUUGUUACCUCAGUGGAAUUCUGCACAGUAUCAGGAACACAUAAAGUCUCAUAGAAAAAGAAGGAAAUUACUUCUUCUUUUAGUUCUAUGGAUACUCGAAAGAAUUCAUUAUUACAACCUUUCAAAUAGUAUCGAUUUCUUUCAUGGGCUGCCAUAGCACUUUCGUAAGGAAUCCGAAAUGUCUGUCAUGUAAAUCAGUUCUUUCAAGUGUUCUCGCAGAUAAAGUGCAGAACACCCAGAGCAGGUAAACAUGUAAGCUAAGGAAAUGUUUCUUCAUUACCAAUCAAUCUGUUUUGCUUCAUAUUCAUCACUAUAUCUUAAAUGAUGUGACAAAAUUGUUUUGGAUUCGGAUCAUCCGUAAGACAGAUCAAUUUUAUUGUUUCUCUGAUCACAUUGUCCUACUACAGUUUUUUCCAGUGGUCCCAGCUUAAAGGUCGCAACAUGUGUUUCAUAUUGGAGACCAUUGAAGCACAACUGCACAGACAUGACUAAAGUGAACAGUCAACCAUACCAUCAACCUUUAUCUAGAAUACAAUAACACCUCAAUCAGCUGAUUUUUGUCAAUAACAACACAUAAGAAUUUAUACCAGUAAUAAGAAGAACGAAGCAUUUACACGUUUUAGUUUGAGUUUUUCCCAGUGUUUUGAAGUCAGUAAUCUUUCCCUAAGCUUUGUCCAAGCAUUUUUCUCCAUUCCAUGUAGUCAGUAUUCUAGUGAUUUUUUGAAAUACCUCUUUCUAAUCUAAUCUCAUUUGUAGUGGUGAAUCACAGAUCUAUUUAGUAUUAACUGGAACUUCUGCAACCAACAUAAACGCUCCACUUCUGUCAACAAUUAAUAAAACAAAUUGUUCAAAAUUCAAUGAAACAUAAUUAACUCUGGCAAACAGCUGCUGCACAGUAUAUCUUGAUAUUUGGUU
Schistocerca cancellata (South American locust) is the source of this 3791-nucleotide messenger RNA. RefSeq lists its product as uncharacterized. The coding region runs from base 180 to 710 and encodes 176 amino acids. The record is from RefSeq and is a predicted model, not a curated record. The transcript has 8 exons. Lineage: Eukaryota; Metazoa; Arthropoda; Insecta; Orthoptera; Acrididae.